Molecule: messenger RNA, 987 nt
Organism: Chrysochloris asiatica (Cape golden mole)
Lineage: Eukaryota; Metazoa; Chordata; Mammalia; Afrosoricida; Chrysochloridae
Gene: C4BPB
Product: complement component 4 binding protein, beta
Exons: 8
Coding region: 1-987 (328 amino acids)
Source: RefSeq, a predicted model, not a curated record
AUGUUAAACCUCUGUGGCUCUCUUCCACCACCUUCUGGGGUAGAUGGGAAUAACAGUACAGAAGGCACAGGAACCUCAGCAGGCUUCUGCGUACCUAUUGGUGCCUGUACAAGAAUUAAGAAAAAACAUUUGACCACGUUCUUCUCUGACUUCCAUGUGACUCAUAUUACCUAUUGUAAAGAAAAAUUUUGGAAAGAAUUUGGAAUGCACUGUUCCCAAGUGAGGACCGAACUCCAGAAAGCCUUUCGUGUAGAGCAAGAGCUGAUCUCUACCCUGCACCCAUCCCAGACAAUGGAGAACUGUCCAGAACUUCCCUCUGUGGACAAUAGCAUUUUUGUUGUAAAGGAGGUGAAAGGACAGAUUCUGGGAACUUAUCUCUGUCUCAAUGGUUACCAUAUGGUAGGCAAGGACACCCUUUUUUGCAAUGCCUCCAAAGAGUGGGAUGCCCCUACUCCCACAUGCCGCUUGGGACACUGUCCUGAUCCUGAGCUGUUUAAUGGUGAGUUCAGUUUCAUGGGGCCUGUGAAUGUCAACGACAACAUCACGUUUCAGUGUGAUGACAACUAUAUCCUCAUGGGCAGCAGUUGGAGCCAGUGUCUAGAAGACCAUUCCUGGGCACCUCCCUUUCCCAUCUGCAAAAGUAAAGACUGUGGCCCUCCUGGGAAUCCAGCUCAUGGCUGUUUUGAGGGAAGUGAUUUCAAGUCAGGAUCUAAUAUUACUUAUUAUUGUGAAGAGAGGUACCGCUUGGUAGGCACCCAGUACCAGCAAUGCAUCAGUGGGGAAUGGAGCAGUGUCCCUCCAAUCUGUGAAGCAGUUCCACUGACUGUAUUUGAAAAGGCCCUCCUUGCCUUUCAGGAGGAUAAAGAUCGUUGUCAAGCCAUACAGAACUUUGUGCAAAGAUUAAAGGAAAGUGGCCUUAUAAUGGAGGAGCUAAAAUAUUCUCUGGAGAUAAGGAAAGCUGAGUUGGAAGCAAAAAGGUCCCUUUAA